Messenger RNA from Propithecus coquereli (Coquerel's sifaka), 1842 nucleotides. It is a transcript of the gene RGS5, whose product is annotated as regulator of G-protein signaling 5. Bases 244 to 789 code for a protein of 181 amino acids. The record is from RefSeq and is a predicted model, not a curated record. The transcript has 5 exons. Lineage: Eukaryota; Metazoa; Chordata; Mammalia; Primates; Indriidae.
AUGCCACAGCAGCGCCCGCAGCAGAGAAAGAUUCCAGCCUCCACCUCCUGCCUGACUGCUGGGGCUCUCAGCCUGCAGUUUCCUCUAAGGCUCUGGAUUGGUCCGAGGGCGACAGAGGGCUGGGGAAGAGCCUCUAUAUAUUCCUCAGAGGGAAAGGCAGGCCCAGACAGUUUUGAAGGUUUCAGACUCUAUCUGCUGUUAAGAAGUUGUACUCAAAGCUGAGGAGCUAAGCCAGUUGCCAAAAUGUGCAAAGGACUUGCAGCUUUGCCCCACUCCUGCCUGGAAAGGGCCAAGGAGAUUAAGAUCAAGUUGGGAAUUCUCCUCCAGAAGCCAGACUCGGCUGUUGACCUUGUCAUUCCAUACAAUGAGAAGCCGGAGAAACCAGCCAAGGCCCAGAAACCCUCGCCGGAUGAGGCCCUUCAGUGGCGUGAUUCCCUGGACAAGCUCCUGCAGAACGACUAUGGACUUGCCAGUUUCAAAAGUUUCCUGAAGUCUGAAUUCAGUGAGGAAAACCUUGAGUUCUGGGUUGCCUGUGAGGAUUACAAGAAGAUCAAGUCUCCUGCCAAGAUGGCUGAGAAGGCAAAGCAAAUUUAUGAAGAAUUCAUCCAAACAGAGGCUCCUAAAGAGGUGAAUAUUGACCACUUCACUAAGGACAUCACAAUGAAGAACCUGGUGGAACCUUCCCUGAGCAGCUUUGACGUGGCCCAGAAAAGAAUCCAUGCCCUGAUGGAAAAGGAUUCACUUCCUCGCUUUGUGCGCACUGAGAUUUAUCAGGAGUUAAUCAAGUAGUAAUUUAGUCAGGCUAUGAAAAUCUUCCUGAGUUACUUCCUCCACAAUAACCCUGCAUUUUCCUGUAACCUACAUAUCUUCCGACAGCAGCUCUGCUCAAAGAUACUGGGGAGUAUUGCUUGCUCUCUUUUUCCAUAUUGUUUUGGGCGUUUAUCUAUUGUCCAAAUGCCUUCUUUCCCUACUUUCUUCUUCCUGCCCCACUCUUAAUUGAGCUCUACUCAGUUAGUAGUCAGAUCCAAUGAGAACCACAGAAAAAUCCUGCCUAAGGCAAAGAAUUAUAAGACAAGAAUAUAUCAUUAAAUGUGGAUUUGGGCAGUAGAUUUCUACCUAAAUAGGUCUGAAAAAGAAUGUCCAUAUGGAAAGACCAAUUUCAAGGGAGCUUAAUUGAUCUCACUUGUUUUAAUUCUGAUCCAGGGAGAUCACCCCUCUAAUUAUUUCUGAUUUGGUUAGUAAAAGGUGAUGUGAUCUUUAUGAGACAGCCACUAUUUGAUAUUUUAAGCCAAUACAAUAUUUAAAAUAUUGAUCUUUCCUUGGAGCACCUUCACGUUACCUGGAUAUAAGGAAGAGACACAACACAACCAUGAAAAUAUGGUGUUUAUACAAAAUCAAUCUGAACACAAUUCAUAGCAAUUCUUUCCUUAUACCUCCCUCACUGCCUCCCCAUAAAGUUACCAAAUUCCGUUUUAAAUCAACAACUUAACAUUAAAAAAUGAAUGAUUUUAUAUAUGUAUCUAUGCUCCUAGCAUAUAGGUCAAAUGUUACAGUUUCCAAAUUAUUUGAAAUCCUCAUGAGUGUAAAAUUCCAAAAUUUCUAAUUCUAAUCCUGUAAAAUAAAACUAUUGCUCCAGUGGGGUGGUCUCCCACCUCAAUAUUAAGAGGGCUAUACUAAAAAGGGAAAACAUUAUUAAGCUUAAAUGGCUAAUUAUCCUAUGGUGCUAUUAUCAUAGGAUAAUGACAAUUAUCUUCAAAACACCAAAUCAUCCUUGGAAAAAUUAAGGUGACUAUAUAUAGAGGCUUUCUAAGUGAGACAGAAUUUUCGAGUACUCUGCAUUUU